Messenger RNA from Tetrahymena thermophila SB210, 2361 nucleotides. RefSeq names its product cyclic nucleotide-binding domain protein. The transcript has a single exon. The record is from RefSeq and is a predicted model, not a curated record. Lineage: Eukaryota; Ciliophora; Oligohymenophorea; Hymenostomatida; Tetrahymenidae.
AUGGAUGAAUUUUAUACAAAAUGUUUAGAGAUAGGUAAGGCUAAUAAGAUAAAAGAAUCAUAAACAUAACUAAGCUAAUUUUUACGCAAAAAUAGCUACUUUCGUCCAUAUGAAAAAACAAAUACUAACUUAGAUCUUUACACUAGAAACUAUAGCUAAUUCCUAAGAUAUGAAACUUUCUAAAUUGGAAAAAUUAUUUAUACUAUAAGUCCUCCAAAGCAGUUUUAUAUAAUUUAGGGAAGAGCUCUUGUUGUAACUCCUAAGAGGGAAAGCAGUCAGCUUUUAUUUAACAACUACAUAGAAAGGGUUGUAAAAAAAAUUAAAAAAGGUAACUUUCGUUUAGAUGAAGAAGAUGAAGAUUGUCCAUCAAAAGAUUAUUACAAAAAUCAACUUAUACUAAAACCCGGAGAUGGCUUUGGCGAAUUAUAGUAUACAAGAUCAGUAAUAAUCGCUAUAGAUGAACUGAAUGUCUUUACAUGUUUGAGUAACCAUUAUCAAAAAUGCUUCGAAUUAAUUUUAACUAGAAAUACUUUUAUUACUGAAUGUCUAAAUAAAAUUUUACCUCUGGUUGAAAAAAAUGAAAUAGCUAAUGAUAUAGCACCUUAAUUUGUUGAGCAUUCUAUUUGUUCGUUUGAGGAUAUUUUCAAGAGGAAUGAAAAGAUAUCAUACUUUUAUUUAUUAAGAUAAGGAUUUUGUGAAGUGUAUAUAGAUCAAGCAGAUACCUAAGAAAGUGAUUAUUAAAAGAGCCCCUCGAUAUCUAUAAAAUAAGGUGAUUUAUUUGGACAUGAAGAUUGUACUGGAUCCUCAAAUUUAAGAGUAUUUUCUUGCCGUUCAAUAUCACCUAAUACAGUUAUAUAUGCUAUUGAUAAAGAAGCAUUAAUGAACAAUAAAAACUAAAAAAUAAGAAGCCUCAUUUUAAACAAUGCUUUCUCGAAAUAUCACUACUAUAUGCAAAAUUUUAAGUCUAAAGGGUUGUAAAUUAGAUAAGAGAAGAAUAUCAUGGUGCGUACUUCAUAAACUAAUUUGUCAAAUUUAUCACAAUAGUUUCUUCCAGCUGCUUAAAAUUAACCUACUCAAAGUACUCCAAUUAUAUCCUUAAGUAGCACAUAAAAGUAAGAAAAAAUAUUUUAGUCUCCUUAGAACUAAAAAGUGAUUAAUAGUGCACGUUUAACAAUGACCAGUGAAAAAUUUUCAAGUGAAACGAAAAACUCUCUAAAUUAAUCAUAAUCUAAUUUCAAAAUAAAUACUUUCAAAAGUGGAUUUUAAAGUAACUUGGACAAUAAAUCUUUAAUUUAGAAUUAAUAAAAAAAAGGCUAAUCUUAAAUCGAAUUGCGGUAAAUACCUAAACAACAACACUAGCUUAUAUCUCCUAAAGUUAACUAAGAUAUGAAAGUCAAUAUUAUAACAAAUAAUAGCUAAUAAAUAUAACAUGAUAAAAAAGCAGAACCAGAAAUAGUUGAGGAUGAUAAAAUAGCUGAGAAAUCAGAAAAAAAGAGUUAUCCAGAAAAUUAAAAAAAUAAUAUUAACUUGUAGGCUAAUAUAGAUUACAUAAAAAGUCUAAGAGUUUCUAAUGAAGCACAUAAAUUUAAAAAUAGUUCAAUAUUAUCAUUUUUUAGUCCAUAAUAACCUAAUUCAAACACCAGCUUAACACAUCUGGAUGAAACUAUGGAAGAAACAGAAAAAUCUAAAAUAGCAUCAAACUAGUAAAAUGUUCAAAAAUUUUAACAAUCUAAUCCCUCCAAUUUCGAUAACAGAUAAUCUUCUAUUACAGGAGAAGACAGUGCUAUUAACAGCAAGGUAACCAGAAAUUUUAAAUUAUUAAAUGAAAUAGAAGAUUUAGACAGCUCAACUUCAAUAGCUAAUGAUCUUGACACUGAGGAUGAAAUAUUUAAAAGAAAUUUGUAUGGAAUGUCAAGCAGCUUGACCAAUAAAAAAUUUCAAGGAUUAAAGAAAAAUUAUUAAAAUUCAUCAGGAAACGACCAUAGUAAAAAAGACAUAUACCAAAAAGUAAAAAAAAAAAUUUAAAUGUUCUGUGUUGACAAGAAAGUUAGAUUUAAAGGAUUAGAAGAAAUAAAUAUUUAAAAUUUUAAUAAUUAUGAUGAUAUACUCAACAGUAAUAAUAAAUUUAGUUCAAUGCAAGCUCUUCCUGAGCUCUAAAGCCCUAUUAAAAGUAUUUUAAGAAAAAAAUAAGAAACUAUUAGCUAGUCAGUACAGUCAACCCCUCAACUUGGAUAAUCCAAGUUUACUAGCAAAGCCUUAAAAUAGCUUGAGGGAAUUACUUAACAAAGAAUAUUGCCAAUUAAAAAAAAAUCUUUAACCUAAAAGAAUUUAAUACUUUAACAAAUAAAUUCAAAAAGUUGA